AUGCACCCCGGCGUCCGGGGGUGCCCUCUCUUCCCUCAGCCUUCCUCCUCCGCCUUCCUUUGGGCCGACCUCUCCGCGGGCGGCCGCGCGCACAGAGGAACGCCUGCCGGGACGCUUAGGCGGGCCGCGGAAUCCGGACGACUUCGGCGUCUGACAUGCAAACUGGCGGCCGAGCUGGCUGCACCAGGACGCACAGACUGCCAGAGUGACCACUAUUUAGAGCAAAGGAUUAGUAACAGAUUUUGUGUGAAAUUGAACAAAUCUGUGAGUGAGAAAAACCACCUUUUAUAAGAAGCCUGUGGAGAUGAAGUUAUGACAUGGGCCCGAGUUUUUGAUUGGCAUUUAAAGAAGGGCAAGAAGAUGUUCGAGUUUGAAGUACGCACUGGUGGUCCAGUCACCCACAGGACCGAUUAAAAACGGAAGGUCAAAAACUUGGUUUGUUUAGACAGGCAGUUAAUGAUGAGGAUGAUGGCUGAAGAAUUAAAUUUAGAUAUUGUUGGACUCAUCCUGAAAGAAAACUUGAACAUGAACGUUUCUUACAAAGUUAUGGCAGGUAUUUUGAAGGAUGAGCCUACAUCUGUCUGCAUGGUCGAUAAAUUUUCAACGAGCAGUGAUUCUGUUCCUCAUCUUUCAUUGCUUUAUGAGACUUCAGGGAAUGAAAGCAUAACAUCCUGCUUUCCCAUAAGUUCUCUGGCCACUACCCUGGCACCAAUUAAAGACAUGUCUAUGCAAUUAAUCAAAACCAAUUUGGAAGCGCUCUGGUGCUGCUCCUCUGAUGUGCUGCCGGCUCCAGAUACAGUAGUUCCUCAGCUGCAGGGAUGGAGUUAG
Molecule: messenger RNA, 828 nt
Organism: Dipodomys spectabilis (banner-tailed kangaroo rat)
Lineage: Eukaryota; Metazoa; Chordata; Mammalia; Rodentia; Heteromyidae
Gene: Gvqw3
Product: GVQW motif containing 3
Source: RefSeq, a predicted model, not a curated record